AUGAAGAUUGCUUUUUCAUUUUUGAAAUGUUGGGAAGCGGAUUCUAUUAGAACCGCAAAACCAGGAGUCUUCAAACACCCAGAUGUCUCGCUCCCCGAAGACAUUGAGUACUCGUUGGCUGUCAACCACAAGUACAUACUUCACCCUAAGCCACAGAACCAUGACGUUGCCGAGGCAAAGGAUAAGUUCGCUAGAACAAUCCGCGUCAAAUGGCAAUUUAGAAACCGUCAAAACCCGGAGUUUAUACCCAAAUUCCAUGUCCCGAAUCCAUUCUGGCAACCGCAAAAGGCAUCAUCCGCCGUUGAACUUGGCAUCCAGGAAGCUAUGAAGGAGAUUGACCAGCAAGUUGCUCAGGCUCUUUCCCGCGUAGCUACCACCGCCCCCAAGCAUGGAAACAUGCCUUGGAACAGGGUUCAAGACUUCCUACAAGAAAACCGUCUCAUAGUGAAGCUCACAGAUAAAAAUCUGGGGAUUGCGGUAUUUCCCAAAGAAUGGUACAUCCACGAAAACAUGAAAAUGUUAGGAGACAUGACAACCUACCGGAUGGUCAACUCCUUGGACAUGGAAAAACUCCUCGACAGACUCCUCAACCAGCUACCUAAAUGGUCGCUGCCCCAUAAUAUGGAGCGCUUUGUGGAAGCUAAAACAACGACUCAGGUACCAGUGUUUCACACGAUACCAAAAGUUCAUAAAGAACCUUGGGCGUUGCGGCCUAUCGUACCCUCACACUCAUGGGUAACGAGCCGACUUUCCGAAGUGAUUGAUUACCUCUGUCGUCCGAUACUCGAUCAUAUGCCGUGGGUUGUGAACUCUACCAAAGAAGUGAUCAAUCAAUUGAACGAGAUUAGGACCGAUCGGGAAGAUGUAUGGAUAUGCACUGGAGAUGUAGUUGCAUUUUACACCAACAUCGAUGCUGAAGCAUGCGCCAAUCUGGUACAAGGCGGAUGGCAGCAUUACUACCCCGAUUCGAAAAUUCACGCACGGAAAAUUGCCCAAAUGAUCCGUUUCGUGAUGCAAAACAAUUACUUUCGGUUCCAAAACCAAUUGUACCAGCAAAUUAGAGGGUUGGCUAUGGGCACGGCCUCUGCUCCCGUAUUAGCCAACAUCUACGCUGGAUACUACGAACGCAAACAAAGGAUCCCUUGGAAACAAGGAGUAUUGAAAUACAUGCGGUAUAUCGAUGAUGUACUCAUGAUCUUUUGUGGAACUGAAAAAGAGUUGACAGAAUUCAUUGCGGAAUUCAAGUUAGGUCCACUUACUGUCAACUGGGCUUAUUCAAAGGUGAAGAUGGAGUUCCUUGAUGUAGAAAUCAUGAGAACGAGAGACCUGACGGGAGUCAAAUUGACCACCCGCCUCUUCAAAAAACCAAUGAAUAAGCACUUGUACAUCCCAUGGUCGUCAGCUCAUCCUCCACAUGUGAAGAAGGCCUUCGUCAAGGCAGAGCUCAUACGAUUUGCCAUAGUUAGCUCAGAAGUCGGGUAUUUUGCAGAUGCUCGCUCACAGUUCUAUGGUAAUCUUCGAAGGAGAGGGUAUCCUUCUGAAGUACUGGAUAACUGGUUCCGUCAAGUGUCCUACGAACAACGGCCCCUAUACCUUGCUCCCAAGGAAAAGAGUGAGAAACAGGAAGCGCCUCUUAUGUUGUCCGGACAGUAUAAUCCAGUGUGGGAGUACAUAAACGUUGAAGAGAUUAUUCGACAAGCGAGAAGACAUUGGUUUCAGGAAAAAGAGCUACCUGACAGUCUUAAACAACCGCUUAUUCGAAGUCUCCGUCGGUAUACUAGUCUUGGUGACUUACUAUCGAUGUGGAACAAGACGGUGUUACACUUUCCCAUGUUGGAGUCCGAAACACAGUAG
Molecule: messenger RNA, 1854 nt
Organism: Aspergillus nomiae NRRL 13137
Lineage: Eukaryota; Fungi; Ascomycota; Eurotiomycetes; Eurotiales; Aspergillaceae
Exons: 1
Coding region: 1-1854 (617 amino acids)
Source: RefSeq, a predicted model, not a curated record